AUCAAUGGCAUUUUCAAAAAUGACCAAUAAAGUGUCUGUCAUACGUUUAGAUUUUUCACAAAAUUUAUCUGAAAUUUCUUACUUGUUUGGUGCCAACUGUCAAAGCUUGAUUUUUAACUUUUACACCUCCAUUCGGAGAGUCAGAAAUACAUACAAAGCUACCAAAAUGCUUAGUUUCGGGUAAAAACCCAAAAAUAUAUCUCAUUUCCUACACACAAACAAGAAAGAAUUACAAUGACAGAGAAAUAUCAGAAGUUCUCAGUACCUUCAAAACACCAUGUCUGAGUUAUUAAAAAAUUUGACCGGGGCCAUCAUUCGAAUAUGUCCCCUGCCCCCCUAUAUCAUAUAGUGGUAAGCUGACUCUAUAUAAAGACAAUUCUACAUAAUGUAGUGUUGUUUUGACUCUAUAUAAGAAUGAUUCCACAUAAUAUAUUCGUAAUUGCACAUCAUAUAAUGAAAGACUGCAUGGCAUCAUAUAAGGACAAAUUCACAUCAUAUAUUGUUAAGUUGACUCUAUAUAAGGAUGAGUCCACAUAAUAUAUUCAUUAAUCAAUGCACAUCGUAUAAUGAAAGACUGACAUCAUAUAAGCACAUGCUGACAUCAUAUAAUGUUAAGUUGACUCUAUAUAAAGACGGUUCCACAUAAUAUAUUCAUUAAUGCACAUCGUAUAAUGAAAGACUGACAUCAUAUAAGGACAUGUUGACAUCAUAUAAUGUUAAGUUGACUCUAUAUAAAGACGGUUCCACAUAAUAUAUUCAUUAAUGCACAUCGUAUAAUGAAAGACUGACAUCAUAUAAGGACAUGUUGACAUCAUAUAAUGUUAAGUUGACUCUAUAUAAAGACGGUUCCACAUAAUAUAUUCAUUAAUGCACAUCGUAUAAUGAAAGACUGACAUCAUAUAAGGACAUGUUGACAUCAUAUAAUGUUAAUUUGACUCUAUAUAAAGAUGGUUUCACAUAAUAUAUUCAUUAAUGCACAUCGUAUAAUGAAAGACUGACAUCAUAUAAGCACAUGCUGACAUCAUAUAAUGUUAAGUUGACUCUAUAUAAAGAUGGUUUCACAUAAUAUAUUCAUUAAUGCACAUCGUAUAUUGAAAGACUGACAUCAUAUAAGGACAUGUUGACAUCAUAUAAUGUUAAGUUGACUCUAUAUAAAGACGGUUCCACAUAAUAUAUUCAUUAAUGCACAUCAUAUAAUGAAAGACUGACAUCAUAUAAGGACAUGUUGACAUCAUGUAAUGUUAAGUUGACUCUAUAUAAAGAUGGUUCCACAUAAUAAUUAUAUUCAUUAAUGCACAUCGUAUAAUGAAAGACUGACAUCAUAUAAGGACAUGUUGACAUCAUAUAAUGUUAAGUUGACUCUAUAUAAAGACGGUUAUACAUAAUAUAAUGUUGUUUUGACUCUAUAUAAGAAUGGUUCCACAUAAUAUAUUCGUAAUUGCACAUCAUAGAAUGAAAGACUGACAUCAUAUAAGGACAUAUUGACAUAAUAUAUUGUUAUUAUGACUCUAUAUAAGGAUGGUUUCACAUAAUAUACUAAAAAAUGCACAUCGUAUAAUGAUAGAUUGACAUCAUAUAAGGACGUGUUGACAUCAUAUAAUGCUGACUCUAUAUAAGAAUUAUUCCACAUAAUAUAUUCAUAACUUCACAUCAUAUAAUGGCAGACUGACAUCAUAUAAGGACAGAUUGACAUUAUAUAUUGUUAUUUUGACCUUAUAUAAGGAUGGCUCUACAUAAUAUAUUCAAAAAUGCACAACGUAUAAUGAUGGAUUGACAUCAUAUAAAAACACGUUGACAUCAUAUAUUGUUCAGUUGACUACAUAUAAAGAUGGAUCCACAUAAUAUAUUAAUGAGUGCACAUUGUAUAAGGAAAGGUUGACUCAAUAUAUUGCUAUAUGGACAUAACAACAUUUAGGUUUAUAAUUAUAAGACAGUUAAGGCUUUCCAUACAUUUUCAUGUUUUUGCCUGAUGCCCCUGAUGCAAAAUACAAAUCAGCCUUCAUAAAAUUUCUUAUCAUCAUGAUCAUAGAAAAAAGGUUAGUUUUUUAUCUGUAUAAAAAAUAGAUAUUGUACAUGUAUUAGUACAGUUAUGUUUACUUUCGAAUUGACCUGUUAUAAAUAAUGGCAAAACCAAUAACUGUCUAAGCCCUUUUUAGUAAAAAUAAUGAUACAAUAUAUAAAUUGUUAUUUUGAUUAAGACUAUGAGUAUGUAAGGUUUUUUUCUUAUUUGUUUAAUUAAGAAUUAAUCUACUUGUUAAUUUAAAAUUCUAAAAGUAUCUGUCACGGUUUAGAACUGUUAACAAUUUAGGGGAGAUAAUGUGUAAGCGGCCAGAUAGCUCUAUCACUACAGCCACGGUACAUUAUUCUGUGGGUCACAGGUUUGAGUUCUGGUCAAGCUGAAAGUUACUCUCAUCCUAUGACUGCAUAUAACCCUGAGUUUAAUUCACUAUGCUCUGUAAACAUCAGAAAUUUAAGGACACAAAUCAAUAUAGUGGGAAAUAUGUUGUGGUUUAUAACUGUUUCAUUAUUAAAGAGAAAAUGUGUAGCCGGCCUGAUAGCUCAGUUGGUCUUCUGACAGUCAUGGGUUCGAGUCAUGGUCAGGCAGUUUCAGUCAGGGUUUAGAAGUGGUUUUUCAACUGACACAUGUUUGAUUCAUGUAACAGAUUGUAUUAAAUUUGAAAUGGACAAAGGCAGUAUUGCAUGAUACUUUUAGAUCUACAAAAGGCAUUUGAUACAGUUGAUCACACUAUACUGCACAUGAAGAAGUUCUUCUUCUUCAUGAAACUUCAUGCAUCUACCAUAGGUAAUGACAUUCUUACAUGGUUCAAGUCUUAUCUCUGAUAGACAGCAGCUGGUGGAUGUGGCUGGUACUCAUUCUACUACUACUCCGAGUACCUAUGGUGUCCCCCUGAGGUUCAUUUUAGGUCCUCUUUUAUGUCUAAUAUAUGUCAAUGACAUGUCUGCAACCCUAAGCAAUAAGCUUUUAUUAUAUGCUGAUGACUCAGGUAUCCUUGUAUCUGGUUUAGUAAAUCUGAUGAAAUUCUCUCUUAUGGCAUGAGUCUUAUAAGAUUGGUUAAUUGACUAUAAAUUAUCUUUGCAUCUUGGCAAGACAGAGUCUAUUCUUUUUGGUUCAACUUAAACAGGGUCCUAGCCUCCAGGUCACAUGUAAUGGUACUGCUAUAUCAAACAAAUCUUUUGUUAAGUAUUUAGAUGCAAAACUUGGAUCAAAUUCUUUUUGGCGUCGCCUUUGAUGCUUUGCAUAAAUGCUUUUCUUGUAUUGUAUUGGAUGGUUCUGUAACGUAAGCUUAUUAGCAGAAAUUUAAGGAUAUAAAUAUUAUUUUAGAUUCUGGAAUUUUUCCUGAAGUUUUGAGUUACCAAUAUAUAAAAACAAGGGUAACAUAGAUGAUCCAGAUAAUUAUAGGGGAAUCACUAUACUAAGUUGUUUUGGGAAACUUUUCACAAAUGUUCUUAACUCUAGACUCAAUAAUUUUUUAGAAAGUAAUAACAUUCUCUGCGAAGAACAAGCUGGAUUUAGGAAAAAGUAUAGCACCACUGAUCAUAUAUAUUUUCUCUGAAAACUUUGAUUGAUUUAUAUCUGUCUAAAGGUAAAAAGUUAUACUGUUCUUUUAUUAAUUAUAUGUCACGAGGGUAAUAUACCGACAUGUAUAAUCUAUUGUUUGUAUGUAUGUCUUAUAUAUUGUGUCGUUAUAUAUUCCCUGUACGUUUGUCAUUUUGUUAUAUCAUAUAUGUACAUGUCCUAUAUAUUUGUCCUAUUCAUUCCCCAUAUUUUUCUCAUUUUCAUUCAUCCUUUUCAUUUAUUGCAACAUGUAACACUUAAUGUCAUUCUAUAUAAUGCAUAACAACUAAUUUCUUCUGGACGGGCCUCCUAACAUUUACUCACCCGGAUAGGAAGUCACGCAUGCGCACAUUGAAUACACUUCCAUUGGUUUGCGCCACGAAGUAGCUGUGUUUGCGUCUUCUUUCAUCCUUAGUAAAUUGUUUUAUUUGUUUCCGUGCCAUUACAGGUAAUUUUGGUUGUUAUUUUUUACUCGUAAUGUAUUCAUUCAAUUAUUGAAAUGACAUGCGUGUUGCAUUUUGUAUUUUGCACAUUGAAUAUACUUCCAUUGGUUUGCGCCACGAAGUAGCUGUGUUUGCGUCUUCUUUCAUCCUUAGUAAAUUGUUUUAUUUGUUUCUGUGCCAUUACAGGCAGAAACAGCCCCUCCUUUAUUAGGAAAGAGGAACCCUACGACAUAUAGAAAGGCUUUUGAUAGCAUAAAUAGAGCUGCACUUUGGCAGAAAUUUAUUAGCAAUAAUGUUAAUGGUAAAUGUAUAAAGAUCAUUUAUAAAAUGUAUUUACAAGCUAAAUCUUGUGUUAAAAUCAAUUCUUUUAGUCAUAUGUCAGAUUUUUUUACAAGUCAUACAGGCGUUUGUCAGGGUGAAAAUUUAUCUCCCAUAUUGUUUUCAUUGUCACAACAUUUUAAUUGUCUGGAUCUACUAUCAAACGUUGAUACAUUCUUUUAUAUGCUGAUGACACAAUUUUAUUUGCUGAAUGUGCUGAAGAACUGCAAAAAGCACUAGAUGCAAUGUCAAAUUAUUGUCAAUUAUGGCAUUUACAAGUUAAUCCUAGUAAGAGUAAAAUUGUUGUAUUUUUGUUAAAGUAAAGAGGGUGUAUGUAAUAUUCCAGCCUUUAGUUUUGAAGGUAAUUUGCUUGAAAUUGUUGAUGAUUUUUCAUAUCUGGGUGUUAAAUUCUCUCAUAAUGGUAAAUUUGCUAAAACAAAGAAUUGUUUAUUAGAACAGGCAAGAAAGGCUUUGUUUUUAAUUAUAGUAAGUAACGACUUUAUUUAAUGAGGCUAACACAUUCGGUUUCCCAAUCUUCCAUGCGGGCCUCAGCAUAUACAUAGCAUGUACAUAACAAUGUAUACAUUACACAUUUUAAAUAACAUAUAUACACAAAUAGAAAAAAAACAACAAAAAACAAACCAAAAAGGCUAGAAAAUUGGAUCUACCUAUCAGUAUAUUUGAUAGCAUGGUAGCUCCUAUAUUGUUAUAUGGUAUCGAAGUGUGGGAAGUGUGGAAAUCUGAAUAUAAUAGAUAGAUUUCAAUUAAAAUUUUAUAAACACAUAUUAAAUUUGAAACAAACUACUCCAAAUUGUAUGCUUUAUGGAGAUUUAGGGAUAUUACCUUUAUCUAUUCAUAUAAAAGGUAGAGUUUUGUGCUUUUGGAAUAAGAUUUUAAGUAGUAAACAAGAAUCAAUAAGCCAUAUCUUGUAUGAUAUGUCACACUCUUUGUAUUGUAGAAAUGUGUUGAAACUCCCAUGGAUGAAUAGUUUUCUUUUAAAUGAAAAAAAGACUUGUCGCUUAAAAGAGAUAAAAAUGUGAAAAUUAAAUGUACAUGUAGUAAGAUUUGACAGAGUGAAAUAUUUGUUUGCGUGGAAGUACUUGAAUAUUCAACUUUAAUUCAGGUAAAAUGCAUUUUUUUUGUUUCUACAACAACAAGACAGCGUGUUUGUUUUCAUCAGAAAGUAAUUAUUGUAAGAUGUGUAUUCAAUGAAGGUGAUUUUCAUGUUUGUUGAAAAUCUGGGUUCAUUUAACAAAAGAAAUUGCAGUGUUUGAUUUUUAAUUCUAAUUUAUUUAUCACAAAAAUCUGAUGCAGAUCCACAUACUCAAGCAUAUGGCAACUGUCAACUAAAAGUGGUAUACAAAUUGUAAAAUAAAGCUAUCACAAUCUUUUGUACAUCCUAGUAUUCCUUAUAUAUGUACUUAAACUUGUUAUCAAAUGAAAUAUAGUUUUUAUUGUACAUUCUUGUGUUGCUCUCACCCUAACAAUGUAUUUAUAGUACAUGUAUUUCAUUUUUUAUAAUUUUAUAAAUGCAGACAUAGAUGAAUGUGACACAAGCCCUUGUAGUGGACCAACUAGUACAUGUAAUAACUUUGAUGGUGGGUUUAGCUGUUCAUGCGGGACAGGAUAUGAAUUGAAUGGAAACGUUUGUGUUGAUGUUGAUGAAUGUAGCGAUGGUUCUCAUUGUUGUGAUGGUCCAACACAUUAGUAUCGGAGACUACUCCUGUGGUUGUGCUGGAUCUGGUUAUGAAGUUCAUGAAAAUGGUUGUACAUGUGUAGAUUUAGAUGAAUGUGAUUAUGAUCCAUGUGGUGGAGUAGGCUAUGGGUGUGAAAACACCCAUGGAAGUUUCAGCUGCUAUUGUCAAACUGGAUAUAGAUUGUCUAACCCUACAACAUGUGUUGAUAUUGAUGAAUGCAGUGAAGGUUCUCAUUGCUGCUCUGGUCCGACACAUACUUGUAGCGAUUCUGACGGAGGCUACUCCUGUGGUUGUUCUGGAGAUGGCUAUUCUUUAGAUGAUGAUGGGUGUACAUGUGUAGGCAAGUCUUUAAAUGAAAUUUAUAUCAGAGCUAAAAAAUAUGUUGUUAAACGAAAAAUGAUAUUUCUCCCCUGAGUUAAGGAGGCAAUGAAAAAAACAACAUUAAACCUAUGAAAAUAUAGUCACAGUUACAUUGAGUCUGUUCAUAAGAGGUUAAUAUGCCACAUUUCUUUCACCCUCUAGCAUUAUAAAAGGCACAUUAUGCUUCAAAAACUCUACGGAGUAGAGGCGACAUAGAGGGAUUGCAUCUCCGUUGUCUGACUG
Molecule: messenger RNA, 6638 nt
Organism: Ruditapes philippinarum (Manila clam)
Lineage: Eukaryota; Metazoa; Mollusca; Bivalvia; Venerida; Veneridae
Product: fibulin-1-like
Exons: 4
Coding region: 5976-6449 (157 amino acids)
Molecular function (GO): calcium ion binding
Source: RefSeq, a predicted model, not a curated record